Guillardia theta CCMP2712 is the source of this 384-nucleotide messenger RNA. RefSeq lists its product as hypothetical. Lineage: Eukaryota; Cryptophyceae; Pyrenomonadales; Geminigeraceae. The transcript is spliced from 2 exons. The coding region runs from base 1 to 384 and encodes 127 amino acids. The record is from RefSeq and is a predicted model, not a curated record.
AUGUCUACGCCUACACGUCGUAGCACGCGCAAGAGGGAGAGGACGGUUGAGCUGCAGCCCCACAUCGAGGCGGGCCUAAAGGAUCUCUUCGCUGGAAACGAGCAGACAAUCAGAGACAAGUUUGAGGGCGCCGACAAGGACAACGCAGCUCAACUUGUCGAUAGGAUCAAGACUGUGAUGGGUCAAGAAGACGUCACGGUCGAGAACGCUUUGUCCCGAUACGUUCCCACAGAAGUUCUCUCCUCCUAUGCUGUGAAGAAGGAAAAGAGCGGCAAGGGAAGUGCCAUGGUGUUGGCUCAAAGACUUCUGGCGCUAUGGCAGAAAGAGAAUGCGGAAGCAAGUCCGUCCAAGAAGACGAAGCCCCAGUCGGUGAGGAUUGGAUGA